Molecule: messenger RNA, 2216 nt
Organism: Erpetoichthys calabaricus (reedfish)
Lineage: Eukaryota; Metazoa; Chordata; Cladistia; Polypteriformes; Polypteridae
Gene: ttc39a
Product: tetratricopeptide repeat domain 39A
Exons: 18
Coding region: 95-1891 (598 amino acids)
Molecular function (GO): protein binding
Source: RefSeq, a predicted model, not a curated record
CCUCCUUUUUUGGGUGCGUGCUCGUGGUCGUGCUCGUACUCGGCUAGCCUGCGAAGUUCCCGUUCUUUUCGCUUCCCUUGCUGGCUGCCUACUCAUGAGUUUUCUUGGAGAAUGGAGGAUGAGCCCCAAGCUUCCGGGCAGCACGAGGUCGGCGGAGCCGUCGGACCUGCAGGCUGCCCUGAAGGAGAGCAUGGCUGCACUCGACCUGUUCCUGAGCAACAAGUUUGAUGAGGCGCUGGCUCAGCUUCACCCAAGGGUAAAGGACAGCAUGUAUCACGCCCUCACCUACGCCACCAUCCAAGAGAUGCAGGCCAUGAUGACCUUUGACCCUCAGGACAUUAUAUCGGCUGGAAACACAAUGAAGGAGGCGCAGGCCGUGUGCCAGAGGUUCAGGAAGAAAUCAUCAGUAGCAGAAUCGUUCAACAGCCUCAUCCACAGGCAGGGGGAGCAGUUCACCGAAGAGGAGCUCCACGCCGAGAUCUGUUAUGCCGAGUGUCUCCUGCAGAGGGCGGCCCUCACCUUCCUGCAGGAUGAGAACAUGAUCAGCUUCAUCAAGGGAGGGAUGAAGGUGCGGAACAGCUACCAGAUGUACAAGGAUCUGCACGGCAUUGUCCAGUCGUCCCAGUGCCCCCGGUCAGAAGGCCACUCGCAUGUGGAAGGAGGUGUGAAGCUGGGCGUCGGAGCCUUCAAUCUGACUCUUUCCAUGCUGCCCACACGGAUACUGCGACUGUUGGAAUUUGUUGGAUUCUCGGGCAAUAAGGGGUACGGGUUGCAGCAGCUCCAAGAGGGGGCGUCCACUCAAAAUUUCCGGGCGGUCCUGUGCACCAUGCUGCUCCUCUGCUAUCACACCUUCCUGAGCUUCGUUCUGGGUACUGGAGAAGGAGACGUGGAAGACGCAGAGAGACUCCUGCAGCCCUACCUGGAGCAGUACCCCAAGGGGGCGAUCUUCCUGUUCUUUGCUGGUCGGAUUGAGGAGAUUAAAGGGAAUCUGGACACGGCGAUCGCCCGCUUCGAGGAGUGCUGUGAGGCCCAGCAGCACUGGAAGCAGUUCCACCACAUGUGCUACUGGGAGCUGAUGUGGUGCUUCACCUACAAGCGCCAGUGGAAGAUGGCCUACUUCUACGCCGACCUGCUGUGGAAGGAGAACUCCUGGUCCAAGGCCACCUACGCCUACAUGAAGGCGGCUUACCUCAGCAUGCUGAGCGACGAGGACUGCAAGCCCUUUGGUGAGGACGAGGUGCAGAUAUUCAGACAGGUGACCACCAUGAAACAGAAGAUUGCGGGGAAGUCGCUGCCUACAGAGAAGUUUGCCAUUCGUAAAGCUCGCCGCUACCUGGUGCCCGAUGCCCUCCCGCUUCAGGUGCCCCCACUGGAGAUGAUGUACAUCUGGAACGGUUACACGGUCAUCGGGAGACAUCGAGACCUGACCAUCGGGAUGCUGCAGACGCUGGAAGAGGCCCAGCAGAAGUUGGAGCAGCUGCCAGUGGUGGACCACACGCCAGACGACAUGUGCCUGCUGAGCCUCCUCAAAGGACUCUGUCUGAAGCAGCUGGGCUGCCCCCUAGAGGCCGAGCAGUACUUCAACUUCAUCCACUGCAAUGAAGCACGGAUUAAACACGACCACUACUUGGCCCCCAACGCCCUUCUGGAGCACGGCCUGCUGUGUAUGGAGUCGGGAAGAAUGGACGAGGCCAUCAAGUUCUUGGAAAAUGCCAAACAAAACUACAAGAAUUACUCCAUGGAGUCCCGGACGCAUUUCCGUAUCCAAGCCGCCCUGCAGACAGCAAAACUGGCCCGGGGCAACGGAUCUCGCUCUUCGUCCCCAAUGCCACCCCGUCACGUGGCAAGACAGCAGGACACAACAAACACCACCGUCCGAGAAGGCGACUGAGGGACGAGUGCGGUGGGGUGGACAAUUCCUGGAGCGGGGGGCAGUGCCAGCGUCUCUUCUCCACUGGAGCCCUACAUGCCAACCUGGACAACAAAGAGCUGUUGCCAUGUCGGGGGUCCUGACCCCCCCCUUCAGCCUGCGCCCAUGUCGGGCGGUGGACAAGAAUCAAUUCAACCUCUCCUGAGCCUCUUGGACACCUGUGCCCACCCAGUUUUGGGGCAGCGGGUUUACUUUUUAAAUGACGAUUGUGUUGCGUUAGUAAGCCAGCAGGUGGCGCCAAUCUGCAAUGGAUGAGACCCCAACGGGGAGUGUGGGUUGGAGUUGG